Cottoperca gobio is the source of this 4337-nucleotide messenger RNA. RefSeq names its product SWI/SNF related BAF chromatin remodeling complex subunit D3b (gene smarcd3b). Bases 200 to 1759 code for a protein of 519 amino acids. The record is from RefSeq and is a predicted model, not a curated record. Lineage: Eukaryota; Metazoa; Chordata; Actinopteri; Perciformes; Bovichtidae. The transcript has 14 exons.
AGAGUCAGAGGGAGGGAAGAGAGAGAGAGAGAGCGAGAGAGAGGGAAGGAGAGUCAGGGACAGGCAGUGCUGUAAAGAGAGCACAAAGAGAAGGAAAGUGGAGCAGGGGAGGGGAACAGGAGGCUGGUGGUGAAGGGAGAGGGAAAGACAAAAGAAGGAGAGGGGAGACAUAGCAGGGUGAACGGAGGGGACUGAGCAAAUGGCUACGGAGGAGACGGCGGGGGGAGCCAGGAAAGCCACCAAGAGCAAACUGUUUGAGUUCCUGGUCCAUGGAGUGCGUCCUGGCAUGCCGUCUGGAGCGAGGAUGCCCCACCAGGGAGCUCCCAUGGGCCCCCCCGGCCCACCGUACGGAGGGAGCCCGGCGGUGCGGCCCGGCCUGCCCACCCCGGUGAUGGAGCCCAGUCGUAAGAGGCCUGCCCCCUCCCAGCAGGUCCAGCAGCAGCAGCAGCAGCAGGCCGUCCAGGGCCGGACCAGAAAGAAGCCAGUCGGAUUCCCCGGAGCCAAUGAGAUCCCGACGAGGCAGAUGGACAUGAGAGAGCCACAAUCAGAUCCCACGCUCGGAUCAAAUGCUAAGAGAAGGAAAAUGGCAGACAAGAUUCUUCCGCAAAGGAUCCGUGAGCUGGUCCCUGAGUCUCAGGCCUACAUGGAUCUGCUGGCGUUUGAGCGCAAACUGGACCAGACCAUCAUGCGCAAACGUGUGGACAUCCAGGAAGCUCUGAAGAGACCAAUGAAGCAGCAGAAGCGUAAACUGAGGCUUUACAUAUCCAACACCUUCAACCCUGCCAGACCCGACGCUGAUGACUCAGAUGGCAGCAUUGCAUCGUGGGAACUGCGAGUAGAGGGAAAGUUGCUGGAUGACCCAGGGAAGCAGAAGAAGAAGUUCUCUUCGUUUUUUAAGAGCCUGGUGAUCGAGCUGGACAAAGACCUCUAUGGUCCUGACAACCACCUGGUUGAGUCAAUGUAUGGUGGUUUGCUCUUACAGUGGCACCGCACGGCCACCACUCAGGAGACGGACGGCUUCCAGGUGAAAAGGCCGGGAGACGUGAGCGUGCGCUGCACUCUGCUGCUGAUGCUUGACUACCAGCCUCCCCAGUUUAAGCUGGACCCUCGGCUGGCUCGCCUGCUUGGUAUUCACACUCAGACUCGCUCCUGCAUCAUCCAGGCCCUCUGGCAGUACGUCAAGACCAACAAGCUGCAGGACUCUCAUGACAAGGAAUACAUCAACUGUGACAAGUACUUCCAACAGAUCUUUGAUUGCCCUCGGCUGAAGUUCUCCGAGAUCCCUCAGCGUCUCACUAACCUCCUCUUACCCCCCGACCCCAUCGUCAUCAACCAUGUCAUCAGCGUGGAUCCAAACGACCAGAAGAAGACGGCCUGCUACGACAUUGAUGUGGAGGUGGAAGACCCCCUGAAGGGUCAGAUGAGCAGCUUCCUCCUCUCCACCGCCAACCAGCAGGAGAUCGCCUCACUCGACAACAAGAUCCAUGAGACCAUCGAGUCAAUCAACCAGCUGAAGAUCCAGAGGGACUUCAUGCUCAGUUUCUCCAGAGAUCCCAAGGGCUACAUCCAGGACUGGCUCAAAUCACAGAGCCGAGACCUUAAGUUAAUGACAGACGUGGUGGGGAACCCUGAAGAAGAGAGAAUGGCGGAGUUUUACCACGAGCCCUGGUCCCAGGAGGCUGUCAGCCGCUAUUUCUACUGCAAGAUCCAGCAGAGGAGACAGGAGCUGGAACAGGCCUUAGCUGUCCGCAACACCUAAACCCUGAGGCAUCUGAAUUUCAGAGCUGUGUGUGUGUGUGUGUGUGUGUGUGUGUGUGUGUGUUUUGGAUGUGUGUGAGGCCAUCGCUGUAGUCCGGUGAAAACGUAUAACUCUUAAAAUGUUGGUAACUUAAAAAAAAAGUCGUAAACGAAAAUGGAAUCGCAGAGGUUUUUUCAAAGUCGAAGGUUUUUUCUCACGACAGGAGCGACGUGAGCACGUAUGGAAGCCCAGAUCUCGACGCACGUACUGCAUAUUUUUCCUGUUUUGUGCAGCACUGUGAAGACAUCAUCAUUAACCGCAUGUGUUCAGCUUGCACCCUCAGAGGUCAAGCCCCUCAAGCAUCCCUGCCUCAUAAACACAACAUCCUCUACAUUGUGCUCUCCGCUUCUGUAAAUACAUCACAAACACGUCGAGACAAACUCUGAAGCGGCCGCUCACACACACACACACACACACACACACACACACACACGCGCGCGCGCGCCGCUUGUGUUUUUGCAUUCGAAAGAGUUUGCCGCUGUGUCCGAUAUGAAGCGUACACACGACGUCUUCACAGCGCUCCGGAUGAGUCUUCACAUUUGAUGUUUCUGAAGCUGAUUUAUUGCGUGAUUGUAAGUGGGACUGCGUGUGUUUCUUUGUUUUGUUCUCAUUAGGAGAGCGAAGAUUUGAUUUAUUACACCAGCAAAGUCGAGAUUACAGUGUGACGCAUUGGGUUGCAGGGAAUCAAUUCUAUCUAUAAACCUGAGGCGUGGAUUUAAUUCAUUUUCAGGUUUAAGUUACUCAUAUGUGUCUCAUUUUAGUUUUAUCCGCCAGUAAUUACAGUAAUUCCCACAACAGUAUUAGAUGAAGUAUUAUCAUAAUGAAGGAGAAACAAGUAUUGAUCAUCAUUAAAAUAGCUUUUUUUUUCUUCCCUUAAUCAAACUGACAAAUAUGCCUAUACACGUUGGGACUUGUCGACUGAUUUGAUUGGUCAAAAGUCGCUCACUGCCUCUUCCUUGUGUAGUAUUUUGCCAGUACAUGUCCUGAAGGUGUUACCAAAGGUUGCGACAAGAAGAAGAGAACACGAUCACUGAAAUAGAAGUGGGCAACACUCCUCACCUGGGUUUAAACAGAAAUUGCAAAACAUUUCCUUGUAAGGUGGUCAUAAAAUAAGGAUUUAGUCCCAAAUGUUUUCUUUUGGAGCCAAUUAGGCCUCAGGUUUUUGUAAACAACCCCUACAACUGUUAUUGUAAUGAACACUUAAACCCAGGUCUUGGAGGAUUUUGUCCAUUUCUACACUUUUUUUUUAUGUUACAUGAAGAAGAAAAACAUUUUUCUUUUUCUUUUAGAGAUGUGAAUGUAAAUAUGUUUUUUUCCCCCUAACAGGGCCGACUGUACAGUAUCCGACAGACUAUUUGUGUGUUUGUUUUGGGUUGGAUUUGGGGGAGUGGGGGGGGCUGAGUUACAUGGUGCAUUAUGGGAGCUCCAUGCGUUUUGAAUUAGUAGGGCAGGAAUGUUAGUGUUCCUCUGUGUACUAUCUUGGGUUGGGGUGAUUUAUUUUGGGUUUAUCCCGUAACUAUCGUGGGAGCUAGAAGCUGCAACAAAGAAAGACCUCCCUCUCUUUUCAAUCUCAGUAGCUGUAACAUGAUAUAAUCUGCACCGAUCUCCUUUUACACUUUUUUUAAUGACACUUGACUUGUAUGUAUAUGUUGUAAUGUCAGAUGGAGGGUUUUUCUUCUCUCUCAGCAGUCAGUUUCUAGCUGGAACCUUUUUCUAGGUUUCUUUGCACUGUGCUGUAACUCUUUUUUGUCGGGACUCUCUUCUCGUCAUGGGUGAGACCCAUCUUUAUAAUCCCAGCAUACACGAAAAGUGAUUGGAUGAUUUCACGAUGACCUAUGCAUGCUCCAUGGACAUUAUUAAUACAUCUGAUGAGAUAGUAUGUGUACAUAUAAAAAGCUGGCAGUCUGUGUGACAAGCAAAAGACUUAAAUGCCUUGUGGAAACUCUUUUGCCAAAAAUGAUAUGCCCUACCAGCAACUAACUGUAGGUGUGAUUUUUUUCUGAACUGUGUUUUUGUUACUAGGACUAAGUUAUAUUAACUGCACUCAUUAGAGGAGAAACAGUAGUCAUUUGUAGUAUCUUAGUCCUGACCAGGGGUGAUUUGUCUUCGUAUGGCCAGGGCAUUCACAUUGUUGUCAUACAGUCACUGAUUCACUUGCACCCUCUUGUGGAGGAAACUAGCUGCCGCUCCCCAGCUUUGAGCGCCACAGCAUCAGAAUACCCCGACAGAAAUGUUAACACAACUAUCUUCUGUUGCCCAGCCCUGACAUACUUGUUGACAUGCGUGUCCCACUCCCUGCAUGUGUUUGUGAAGAGCGGGAAGUGCUCUUUGUCUCCGUUUACACUGUUGUCAGAGCGUCACCAACAGGGAGAUACUAGUAUACACACGACACUGUAUAUCUGUAAUGAGCAAAAACUUGUUUGGUGGUUCUACAAAAUAAAAAAACAAGAAAUAAAUAAAGGGAAAACAGCUGUGACAUUGCAAGACAGCCUGGAUGUAAAUAAAGAAGCGCUUGCCAAAGUUUGUAAAUGCCAUGAUA